CGACACCGUUGCUUACAUCAAGUCCUAGCGCGCUACGGAAGAUCAAGUCCGACAUCGAUCGAAGACUGGAAAAAAAGAAACGCCCGGCUUUCAUGAAUGCAUUAUCCUAUUUGAGAGACCCAGGAAGGAUCGAUGACCUAAAGAAAGAUUUUGACAAAGCAUUGACAUCGUUUCAGCUUAGGGCGAACCUAAUAGGCGGCGCCAAAUUAGCGGCCAUAGAACAUCGUCUACAGGAUGACAAAAUCUUGGAUAGUCUUCGAUUCCCUCAUAUCGCCCACGAUGAUUCGACUCAGGCAUGCCUAGAAGGCACUAGGGUGGAUCUCACCGAGCAUAUUAUGACAUGGUGCCGCAACACUGGGGAGAGUGAGAACCGGCUAAUGCUACUGACAGCUGUGGCGGGUGCCGGAAAGACUUCGAUUACACUCACGAUAGCAGAACGGUGUACGAGUGAAGAGGACGUUACCCUGUUACUGCACUUCUUCUUUAAAGCUGGCGAACGGUCACGGCCCGAUUCUCUAUUCAGCGGCAUAGCUCGGGCUUUAGCAGACCAUGACCCGGUUUACCGCACUUCCAUUAUCUCUGCUCUGCGAAAAGACCCUUCCCUCUCAACGGCCCUACUCGCGAAGCAAUUCGAGAAUUUGGUGGCUUCGCCUCUCCGACAUAAACCUCCAUCUCCCGACCGUCCUAUGGUGAUCAUCAUUGAUGCGUUAGAUGAAUGUGAUAAAGAAGCGUUUGAGCCCCUUGCCGAGAUUCUUAGGGAAGGGGUGCCUAGGCUACCAUCUUCCAUAAAAUUCUUUAUCACAUCGAGACAAUUUGAUCUCGUGAAUCGCUACCUCUCCCUUAAUUGCCCUAUCGAUCGUCUCACUAUUGAUCUUUCGGAUGGGGCAAAUUUGAAGGACUGUACUACAUACAUACAUUCCCAGCUGCAAGUGCUGAAGAAAGUACAUCCGGAUGUACGCCAUAAUCUUCAGGACGAGGAUAAGAAAGUACAGGAAAUCUCAGAACAAGCAAAUGGCUUGUUUGUUUGGAUCAGCACCAUCUUUCGCUACAUGAGGACAGCCAACAAGGAUCCUAUGAGGACGUUAGAGGGCCUGCUCGACACUGGUGCCAAACGAUCAAAGGUCCCUGCUGAGGGAAUGAUGGAUCGUUUGUAUACAAGCAUUCUGAAGAAGUGCGAUUGGGAGGAUGAAGAAUUUGCAUAUGACUACCCAGUCGUGAUGGGAGCAAUCUUCGUUGCGCAGCAACCUCUAUCUGUCGCAGCUUGGGACGCCAUUUUGUCACCUUUCCUCAAAUCUUCUGUUCAAUAUGUGUUGGCAGAACUCGCACCUCUCCUCUCAGUGGUUGGGAAUCAUCAUGCUCCAGUUCGAAUCUUACACCAAUCCUUCCGUGACUUCAUCGUCGAUCGGAUUGAUCCCCGAUCAAUCAACCCCAGCUGCGGUCCAGUAAGUGUGCAGACAGAGAAUGCCAAGGUUGCCCUGCGAUGUACCGAGAUUCUCAUCCAGGAUCUUUCCUCUGCAGAGGGCUUAGGACUGAUUGAAUAUCUGUCCAAAAAAGACGAAAUGCCGCGCAUUCCUCGAGAGGAGUUAUCCGAGCACUUUCAUUAUGCAUGUCGCCAUAUUGUCCAUCACCUCAGUAGAGUCCAGGAACCGGAGGAGGGGCUUGCUGUGUCAGUUGCCAUAUUCCUCAGUCAGGAAGCAACUCGCUGGGUGGAAGUCUGUGUGAGAAUGGAGGGCUACAUUAGUAUCUCGUUACUACCUAAGUGGUCCGCUGGUGGGCACCGGUCUAAGGAUGCUGUCUGUGCACUGGCCAAUGGGCUUGUCCAGCUUGUGGGGAAUUUGGAAUUCUUUUCAAGAUUCCAGGAGGCUUAUGAAGCAGCGAAUGAUUCCGUUAUGCUCUGCCGUGACCUUGUUUCUUUGGAUCCAGGGACCUACACCUCGGAUUUGGCUGAGUCACUCAACAGUCUAUAUUGCACUCUUUCCAAUCUUGGGCGGCACUUGGAGGCGCUCCCAUUUGUUGAAGAAGGCGUCAAGCUCUACCACCAGCUAGUUGCCAUUCACCCAGGAUCAUACACCCCAAAUCUGGCCGGGUCACUCAACAAUCUAUAUACCAUUCUUUCCAAUCUUGGACGGCACUCGGAGGCACUCCCAUUCAUUGAAGAGAGUGUCAAACUCUACCACCAGCUAGUUGUCGUUCACCCAAGAUCAUACACACCGGAUUUGGCCAUGUCACUCAGCAGCCUAUGCAAUGCUCUUUCCUAUCUGGGACGGGACUCGGAGGCGCUCCCAUUCAUCGAAGAAAGUGUCAAACUCCGACGCCAGCUAGUUGCUGUUCACCCAGGAUUAUACACCCCAGAUCUGGCCGCGUCACUCAAUAAUCUAUAUAUCAUUCUUUCCAAUCUCAGACGGUACUCGAAGGCACUCCCAUUCAUUGAAGAAAGCGCCAAACUCUACCGGCAAUUGGUUGCCGUUCAUUCAGGAUCAUACACCCCAGAUUUGGCUAUGUCACUCAAUAAUCUACAUAUCGCUCUUUCUGAUCUUGGACGGCACUCAGAGGCACUCCCAUUCAUCGAAGAAAGUGUCAAACUCCGGCGCCAGCUUGUUACCGUUCACCCAGGAUCAUACACCCCGGAUUUGGCCAUCUCACUCAGCAGCCUAUGCAAUGCUCUUUCCAAUCUCGGACGGCACUCAGAGGCGCUCCCAUUCAUCGAAGAAAGUGUCAAACUCCGACGCCAGCUAGUUGCUGUUCACCCAGGAUCAUACACCCCAGGUUUGGCCACGUCACUCAACAAUCUAUAUGCAACUCUUUCCAAUCUCGGACGGCACUCGGAGGCACUCCUAUCCAUUGAAGAAUGUGUUCAAAUCCGGCGCCAGCUAGUUGUUGUUGACCCAGGAGCACAUGCCCCAGGAUUGGCUAAGUCACUCAACAAUCUACGUUCCGCGCUCUCCGAUCUCGGGCGUCAUUCCGAUGCACUAAUGGUCCACGAUUGAGUGGCCUAGGUUCUCUGGUCUUCUCCAUUCCGCUUAUCAUUGCCAUUUCCCAUGGGCCACCCACACCACAACGCACAUGCUGCAAGUGUGAAAGGGAGAACACUGACGACUCUAUCCCA
Cantharellus anzutake is the source of this 3106-nucleotide messenger RNA. RefSeq lists its product as uncharacterized. Bases 93 to 2987 code for a protein of 964 amino acids. The transcript is spliced from 3 exons. Gene Ontology annotation, molecular function: protein binding. The record is from RefSeq and is a predicted model, not a curated record. Lineage: Eukaryota; Fungi; Basidiomycota; Agaricomycetes; Cantharellales; Hydnaceae.